This is a messenger RNA of Jatropha curcas, 1787 nucleotides long. RefSeq lists its product as uncharacterized. The record is from RefSeq and is a predicted model, not a curated record. NCBI's taxonomy places the organism in Eukaryota, Viridiplantae, Streptophyta, Magnoliopsida, Malpighiales, Euphorbiaceae.
CUCUAACACUGAUCAACAAAAGUCUCUCUCUUGUUCGCAUACUUGUGUUAAAACACUGUAUAUGAGUGCCCUUUCUAGGUAGCUCUGCUUUCUGCUAUACUAAUAACAACAACAGUAUAUAUCUUUGAUUGCAUGGUAAUCUCCGUAAUCAGGACAGAGACAUCGAGAGCGUGCAACGGUCUAAAAGCAUCCUUAAUCAUUGUUUUUCACGAGAAACCCUUCUUCUCUCCACUUCUCUCUGUCUAUCGCUUUACUUUCUUUUGUUUAAUUGUUUUAAUAAGUUUUUGAAUAAAAGAAAUAGUAAAGCUUGACGAUUAAUGUAAAGGGCGGAAUCUGAGCUGCAGUGCUUCAAAUGCCUUUUCUUUGUAUUCCCUUUUGAACUCUAAAAGAAAAUCAUGGGUGAAGAUCUGUGCUUCUUCUCUAAGGAUGCUUUUGUCAUAAAGGCUCCUAAGAAGUCUCCAUUGGUGUUAAGGAUGGUUGUUUUAGUGCUUGUUAUGGUUUCUGGUGUCUAUAUAUUGUCAAUUUGUCUUAAGCAAAUUGGCAUUCGCACCAAUCCUGGAAUUUUACGUGUUGGAGUGAUUGAAAAGCCGUGCCCGGAACCUAACCUAGAGCCCUGGGAGAUCCCUUAUGUGCACUACCCAAAACCCAAAACUUAUAGCAGGGCUGAAUGUGCAUGCAAUCCAGUGCGGUAUUUUGCUAUUCUGUCAAUGCAGAGAUCUGGGAGUGGAUGGUUUGAGACUUUAUUAAAUAAUCAUACUAAUAUAAGCUCAAAUGGAGAGAUUUUCUCAGUCAAAGUUAGGAGGCAUAAUGUUUCAAUGAUUGUUGAGACUUUGGACAAAAUUUAUAAUCUAGACUGGUUAAGUAGUGCUUCCAAGAAUGAGUGUACAGCUGCAGUCGGCUUAAAGUGGAUGCUUAAUCAGGGUGUGUUGCAAAAUCCUGAAGAAAUAGUUGAGUAUUUCAAAAAAAGAGGUGUUUCAGCAAUUUUUCUGUUCAGGAGAAAUCUCUUGCGCAGAAUGAUUUCAAUACUAGCAAAUUCUUAUGAUCGAGAAGCUAAGCUAAUAAAUGGGACUCAUAAGUCCCAUGUUCAUUCACCUCAUGAGGCGGAGAUACUAGCUAAAUACAAGCCUUCUAUCAAUGCAACUUUGCUCAUACCCAAUAUGGAGCAAGUAGAAGCGACAACUGCCAAAGCAUUAGAUUACUUCAACAGCACCAGGCACAUGAUUCUAUACUAUGAGGAUAUAGUUAAAAAUCGCACUAAAUUGCUGGAGGUUCAAGAUUUUUUGAAGGUUCCACAAAGAGAUCUUAAAAGUUGUCAAAUAAAAAUACAUAAAGGACCCUUGUCUAACCAGAUUGAUAAUUGGAAGGAUGUGCAAGAGGCCCUUAAAGGAACCAACUAUGAAAGCUUCUUGUAUGGAGAUUAUCGGAGGUAAAGGUAAUAGAAAAUGUACAUAAGAUGUUCUAAUAUCUGGCAUUCUUUCGUAUUUAUUUUUUUAGGUGUAGGAAUCAACAGGAUUUAGAGCCUGUUGAAAUUUUGGCUAUAAAAUUGGCAUUUUUCCUUCGGUGUCUGAUUUCUUAUUCUUUGUUUUCCCCACUAAAUUUAUAUUCCAUUUAUUCUUUUUGCCUUCUUCACUUCUGGAGAAAAGUCUUGUCUUAGAACUCAUUUGGUAGGAGGAAUAGCAGUUUCAUCUUGCUUGUUCUUGCCCUUGUGUACUUUACUAUGUGCUGACUUGAAGGAACAAAUCCAAAGAUGUAUGAUGAUUUUAUUUUAGCAACUUUCAUUUCUGUGA